Colletotrichum lupini is the source of this 606-nucleotide messenger RNA. RefSeq lists its product as uncharacterized. The transcript is spliced from 2 exons. Lineage: Eukaryota; Fungi; Ascomycota; Sordariomycetes; Glomerellales; Glomerellaceae. The coding region runs from base 1 to 606 and encodes 201 amino acids. The record is from RefSeq and is a predicted model, not a curated record.
AUGCACGGGGACAGUCGUGGACUUGCACAGCCUUGUUCAUUGUUUGCUCUUGUAAGAAAGAGUAGCAAAUAUGUCGGUCACAAGAUCCACGGCACGCUCGACAUGAAUAUUCGGCGUGGUCAGCGACGUCAUAUCUCAAUGAUGACCGAAUGCAGAAGGCCGUUCCAUAAUGAAGCACCCAUCGAAUCAGCCGCCGCUAGACACCCAGUCACUGCCAGGAUCUGCCAUCUAACCUCUAAGCUGUCUCGAUCCCACACAUGGAGCGCUUGGAACAACCGGCUUAUUGACGGAUUGGCCCUGACCUCGCAAACGCUCUACGCCCGACAACGCCGCAUGUUUUCUCCUUUCGUUUGUUCAAGAGACAUAGCAAGCUUAUCUUGCCUACCACGGAUGAGUGUCCCGCUGUAUCUAUGUAUUUCUCGUGGGUUCCAGUUUCUUUUUUCCGCAACUUUGUAUGGAGGAAAUACAUCGUGGCCAAGUCCGAUGAAGUUUGUUGGAACACAGACUCUCAGCGCCUGCCAUACCCACCAGUUUGCGCGCCAACCGUCUGCUGUCGACCGCUUUGGUACGACAUCAUCUAUGCUCGAGCGAAUUUUGACGAAUUGA